GGUUUUUUUUGUACUUCUAGUGUCAACCUGCUUUAUUCUGUCCUGCCUCAAGAUGUAGAUUAUUCCUUUUGAACAUUUUGAUUCUAAACAAGCUGAAAUAUUCUCAGCUCAGUGCAGAGUAAGGUUUUCAGGACUCGUAGUAAAGCACGCAAAAUCAGCUCCACAUCGACCAACUUACACUGACAUGAUGAUCACCCAUUAACGCAUCUGUAAAAACAACGUUGUCAUGUAUUUGACUGUAUGACAGGGGCAUAACAGUACUUUUACUUUUGAUACUUUGAGUAUAAUCAGUAGUAGUAGUAGUUUUAGUCUGGGGAUUUUGAAGACAGGACUUGUAAUGCAGUAUUUUUACAUUGUGGUAUUAAUACUUUUACCUAAGUCAAGGGAGUACUUCCUUCACCGCUCAGUGUGUGUGUGUGUGUGUGUGUGUGUGUGUGUGAGAACUGUACUUUGCCAAACUCCAAGUGCCAUCAUGACCCCCUCUCCUCACAGAUGCCUGCUGGGAACUGAAGUCUUUAAAGCAGCCAUUAAACCAGCCUGUCCUCAGGGCGUGAACUACAUUUCCCAGCAGGCCCCGCGCGUCUUCUUCCUUCCCUCUUUCCUUCCUGCAGCCUCGGCCCUUCUGCCGUGAAAAAGGAAGAUGAGAGUCAGCAGCAGUCCGCCGAAACGGAACCAGCAGUGAACCGAGUCUGACUUCCAGCGGAAUGGCGGCAGAGCGGCAGCAGACGGACCGGAGGCCGAGCUCAGCUUCUGUUCUGCGGCCUUGAACCCGACGCGACCGCCCCUGGAGCCGCGGAGCUCCGGAGCCUGGAGGAGCGGCGGGUGGAGCUGCAUCCUGCCGGGCCGGGCCGGGUCGGGCCGGCCGAGCCGCCGUCAUCUCCUUCUGCUGCCAGCGAUGCUCAGCUAGCUGCAGGACUGAAGCCUGGACAGCACCGCACCCUGAAACCAGACCCGAUCUCCCCCUGCCCCCCCUCCCCCCGUCAGAUCUGGGUCCUGCUGUCAGACUGGAACAGGUGUUACACUGAAACCUGUGACCCGGUUCUGUGGCGCUUCCACCUCCAGACCUAAACAUAACAUAAACUUGGCUUACUCAUCAGCUGAACCAGGUCACAGUUUUAAUGUGUCCCAUCACACACAGGUGUUUGCAGAGUCCUGUUGGAGGAUGGACUUAUGUGCUGCUGUUGAAUGGUGACAGUGUCCCUGCAGGCUGCAGCAUGGAGCGCUCCGGCAGCAUCCAGCUGGACAUUCCGGACUUCAGUAACUCAGUGCUGACUCACCUGAACCAGCUGCGUGUUCAGGGCCGUCUUUGUGACAUCGUGGUCAAUGUUCAGGGCCAAAGUUUCCGUGCACACAAGGUGGUCCUUGCCGCCAGUUCGCCGUACUUCCGGGACCACAUGUCUCUGAGCCAGAUGAGCACUGUGUCGCUGACGGUGAUCCGAAACCCGUCAGUGUUCGAGCAGCUGCUGUCCUUCUGCUACACGGGCCGCCUCUGCCUGCAGCUCGCCGACAUCAUUAGCUACCUGACGGCUGCCAGCUUCCUCCAGAUGCAGCACAUCAUUGACCGCUGCACCCAGAUCCUGGAGGGCAUCCACCUGAAGAUCAGCCUGGCUGACCUGGACGAGGAGUCCAGGGAGGAGGAGGCGCGGGGCUCUAGGGUGGGCAGGACCCUAGAAGCGGUGGUCCGAGGAGGGGGUCAUCAUGGCGGCCUGCGACUCCUUGGCCCGCGGGGAGGUGCAGAAACGUGUGAGGCCAUCAGCCCCACUGAGGAGCCCAUCAGCCCGCCACCAACUGUGGAGCACAGUGGGCUGGAGGGGCCUGGGGCUGGUGCUGCCGGCAGAGCAGGCAAAGAACCAAUCCUUCGCAUCAAUCGGGCUGGUCAGUGGUACGUGGAGACGAGCAGCGACCCGGAGCGGACUGGCAGCGCAGAGGAGGGAAGCGGCGUGGACGGAGUCAGGAUCAAGACUGAGAGGAUGGAGGAGUGGAUCGGAGCAGGAGAACACCAGGAGGAGGGGGGGCCAGUAGAAGAGGGUGCCACCGUCAUGAUCGACUCGUCAGGACGCAGCACGUUAGUGACGGGGCCGGUGGGAGCGCUGGGGGCCCGGAGUGCCCAGCCGUCCUCCAGCUUCAGUGAGACAGACAGGUUCAGUCCAACUGGCAGUGUGGUCGUCCUGGCGGAGCGUCAGAGAGCAAAGAGCGAGUCUCCCAACAGGCCGGACGAGCUGCGACAGCCGAGCUCCCAGGGGGAGGAGCAUGCAGCAUUUGAUAUGGGUGGCUAUGAGGACUACCUGAGGGAGCAGGUAGGAGAUCGCUGGUUCCGCUACAACCCCCGGCUCACUUGCAUCUACUGCUGCAAGUCCUUCAACCAGAAAGGCAGCCUUGACCGCCACAUGCGCCUGCAUAUGGGCAUCACGCCGUUCGUCUGCCGCAUCUGUGGGAAGAAGUACACCCGCAAGGACCAGCUGGAGUACCACAUCCGAAAGCACACCGGAAACAAGCCCUUCCACUGCCAUGUCUGCGGCAAGAGCUUCCCCUUCCAGGCUAUCCUCAAUCAGCACUUCCGCAAGAACCACCCGGGCUGCGCCCCCCAAGAGGCUCACAGUGCUUCCCCUGAAACCACCACCGCCUCUGUAACGUCCAGAGGGGGUCCAAGUGACGAAGCCUCCCCCAGCCAGGAGGAGCCCGAGGGUGGGGGCAACGGUGGUGGGAGCAGCAGCGGUGGAGGCCAGUAUGGUGAGGGUCCCCAAGCCUCGGUGUCCACCACGGGGCCUGACUGACCCAGACAGGUGGAGGACGGGGAUGGGGGGGUAGAGGGGGUUCGGCGCCGGUCUAAUUCCGGUAUACCCGAAGCAAACAGGACACUGAACUUGCUGAAGUCAAAGCAGUAACAGAAAAGACACCUCAGAGUCCGAACUGAGAUUUUUCCGCUUUAAACCGCAUCUACCUUCACUAACCAAACCGAACAGAUUAAGCUAAAAUGAAGAAAUGCCACACACUCCAACAACCUCAUACACCACACGAUGCAGUGGUUCUCGUUUGCCUCCGUCCAGUUUGUUAUGUUACAGAUUUCUAAUUUUAUAUUUACAAGUAUUACAGGUUCACAACACAGCAUCACAACAGUCUGUCUGGUGGAAACUUUGCCAAACUACUCAGUGCCAGUUUAACAGUUCAAAUCCUUCAUAUUUGCCUUGAGACAAUCUGGAGCAUUCGGGUUACUAAUAAUAAUCCUGUGCGCUCUUCAAGUGCCACAACGGCGUAAAAAGAUUUAGUUGCACAGUUAAAUGAGGAAACUGUGUUCAGUUCCAGUGUGAUCAGAAUUUCUAAUCGUUUCCAUUUUACUCAAAGCUACAUGUCAUAAAGUUUGGUAGACGACCACUUUGGCAUGGACAGUUACACACUACAUACCUGUUAUCAUACAGCAUCAUCACAUUCUGUUCUCCAUCACACAGAUAUGACCUCUCAAUCCCAACCCAAGAGCUUUUAUUUCGUUUUUCCUUUAACUAAAUGGUUCCGUUUGUAAAAUGUGGAAAAUUGACACCCCUGGGGCUUUCUUACUGCAAUCUUCAGGCUCUUCAUUAACAAUUAGUCAGCCCGUUAUUUCCUUUAUUAAUAAAUUUGUUGUUUUGUCUCUAAAACAUCAGAAAAUAGGCAAAGAUCCAUUUGGAACCCCCUCCACAAUUCCUUAAAGCCCAUUACACCAUGUCCAUGUUCUAGUAUGGUCCCAAGGACCAGCUGUUCAACAAACCCCAGAGAAAGCUCCAGAUAUUGAUGCGUUCCCUAGGUGGAGAACAGAUCUCAUUUUAUCCUGCCUCAUGCAGUAAGGACAGCUAAAGAUGAAGAAUUCUGAUCACACUGGAUCAAUUGGUUAAUUUGGCUGUAAAAUGCAUAUAAAUUCCUCAGAUUAAUGUUUCAGUACUGUGGCAGUUGAACUCAGUUUUUAAGGAUCUGGUAGACUAGAACAGACCAUCUGGCAGUCUGUUGCCUAAACAGACUCACAGCAGGAAAAAACUGGACAGCGUCCAGCCUCAGAUAAGCUACACAGCUCAGUUACCUCUCAUCACUACGCAAUACAGCUGCUGCACUGCAUAGCACAGCACCACCGGGGGGGCGCUCUGAUCCACUCACACAGAGAUCUCCGUCAGUCUUCUCAGAUAUUUUUAUAAACAAGCAUGUCUUUAUUGUUUUUUUUUUUCUUGGACCCUUUUUUGCUCUGACAAUGUGUGUGACAGAAGACAGAAACUUCCAAGUUUGUGGAGACAGUGUCCAGACCUGAUCAGUAACGUCUGUCGCAGUUAAUGAUGCAUAAAAUCGGCUGCACUUGACUCCAAAUCUGUCAAAGCUAAUAGUCAAACUGAAGCUUCAGAGCUGUGCCUAAAAAUUAUUUUCAAUAUCAAUUAAUCUGCAAUUAUUUUUUCAAUUCAUCGAUUUGCGUAUAAAAUGAUAGUAAAUAGGGAAAACUUCCCGUUAUAAUUUCCCACCAACAUGACGUCUUCAGGCGUCUUGUUUUUUCUGGCCUACCGUCCAAAACCCAAAGAGAUUCAGUUUACGGUUAUGACUGACAUAGGAAAGCAUCAAAUCCACAUAUAUUUACACACAUACAAACUGUGUAUAUAUAAUAUAUAUAUUUUGCUUAAAAAUGACUAAAUAGACUGUAAGAUUGUCAAUCUUCAAUUAAUAUAAUUGUUGCUCUUUGAUGUCCAGUACUGAGACAGCCCCAGCGCAGGUUUAGCCUAGCUUAGCACAAAGACUGGAAGCAGAGGGAAGCCUAGCUACAAGAAAGGAGGAAACAUCCACCUUCCAAUAUUUUCAGCACUGACGUGCUCACUUUAGCUCUAUGGCUAAUGUUAGCUUUUCCAACGAUAAGACAAUUUGCAUAGGAAUUAUCUAAUAUUGUUGUUUAAUAUUGUUUUGGCUGCAACUAAUGAGUGUUUUCAUUAAUGAUUAAUGAUUGUUUGAUUAAUCAAUUAGUUGUUGGUCUGUAAAAUAGAAAGUAGUGAAAACUGAACAUAGUCAUUUUCCUGAGUCCAAAGUGUUAAAUAUUCCAAAGCCCAAAGAUAUUCAGUUCACUACAACUGAAGACUAGAAACAGUGGCAAACUGGAAAAGCCAGAUCCAUCAAAAUUUUCGAUGAAUCGAUUUUCAAAAUCGUAGCAGUGUAUUUUUCCUUUGUUCCCCUAAUCAAUUAAUCGAUUAGUUGUUUCAGCUCUGAUUGAUUUAUUAACAUGCAGUAGAGGUAAUGCAUCAUUGACGACAGACAUGAUCUGGUAGUGAAAGGACGAGGAGCCAGACCCAGUCAGACCAGAUGGAUGUAGUAGCCAGGCCAUGGAACUGGACUUAAAAAACCCUCCGGAGGUCAGAGUUUACCUGCUGGAGGGCAAAAGCAGGUCGGACCACCUGGCAACCAAAGGAAAGGCGUUGUGGCCAUGUUGGCCUCCAAAACAACAACAACUUCAGCACUUAUCAGACAAAGAGACGGGGUCUGAAACAGAAACUUUUUAUAAACACAGAACAAUGAAAAAUCUCCACAUAUUAUCAGACAAACAUAUUUAAACUACUAAGAUUUUUUUUUUUUUUUUUUGCAUAUGAACAAUGUUAAAAAAGCUUGGAGUUGAAUUCUGAUGUAUGGUAAGUAGGCAGGUAGCACAUGGAUCGGCUGUUACUGUUUUUCUACAGAGCUGUGAAUCAGAUUUACAGUGGACGGUAAAUUUUUUUUAUGCAAGUGAAGCCAGCGGCUCUGUCCUUACUCUGGCUGGCUGGACUCAAGAUUUCCUCACAGAUUGCACCGCCGCUGCCACGCUCACUCUUCAGGCUAAACCAGGAACUAUCAGGUAUAGAGACUCUUUUCUUUUAUUAAGUGAAUAGGAAAUUUACCUUUCCCUGCGUAGCAGAAAGCUAACGGCUAAACCUCAGUGCGAGUAACAAAGCUCACCUGUAAAUAUACAGGGCAGCAGGUCAGAAAUCCCUGUAGGUCACUGCAGAGGAUGACAAAACACACAAACCAGGGCUGGGGAGUAUGGAACGAAAAUCAGUACUUAUGAUAACCACAAGACCUCUUUUUAAUGUACCACAGCCACAGAAAAUACUGGUUUGUGAUUGGCUGGCAGGUAUUCGGGGGACACACUGACACAGUUUUGGUCAGUUUAUGACUUCAGUUGUAUCAUGGUGUUCUUCAUCUCCACUUUUCAUUAAUCGGGACACUGCUCACACAUCAUGAUAUCUGAUUUACCUCCAAGUGUUCAGCGAAGGAAAAUUAUGUUGAACUGAAAGGCAAAAACAAAAAUCAUGAAAGAAACUCAUUUUUAUCUGAGACAAGGGAUUGAGUUAAAAUACUCAGAGAUUGUUUUUUAGAUUUUUAGAUGUCUCUAAAUCUGCAAUAGUGAAUGAAGUCUGCUGUGCACAAAUCUUCAGUAGAGCUGCAACUAACCAUUAUUUCCAAUUCAUUGAUUAAUUUUGAUUAUGCUUUCAAUGAAUCCUUCAGUCUAUAAAAUGUCAGAAAAGAGUGAAUGGCGAGUUGCCCCGAGCUCACUGUGACAUCUCUUCAUUGUUUUGGAGCAACGGUCCGAAACUCGUAGAUAUUAAAUUUACUGUGAGAUAAAACAGAGAAGCUGAAGCCAGACAACGGAGGGUGUUUUAGCCUAAAAACAAAAUGAUGGGAAAUGUUAGAUUAUAUGUUAGAUAAUGUAACUGAUGUUAUUUGGUCAUUUAACGUUAUUGGCAUAAUGUUUUUUAACCGAGGAAUAUUGUAAAACGUUUUGUGAAAAUCAUUUCAAAUCUUCCCAGUUUACAGCAUUCUUCUCGUCACAAAACUUUCAUAUUCUCUCUUUAGCUCUUCAGUCUAAAGGAGCCAAAUGUUAGCAACUUAAUGUAGCUUUGUUCCGUUAGCUACUUAACAAUGACUGUGUAAGCACGGUUUGUGUGGUGCAACUCGUUUUGACUUCGUUGUGUGCAGAUCUCCAUGCUAGCACUUUCGAUAAAAAGUUUGAACGUAGGAAAUUUUGGUCUAACUGGGUCCCUGUGUCUGACCAGUUCAGACUGGUUUGGGACACUUAUUCCUGAGUAACAUGUUUCCUCUUUUAAAUGUCAAAAAUAAGACAAAUAGCCUUAAGACGCCUGCAGUGUUGGAAGUUAACUUACAGGUUUUUUUGCUUAAUUUGAGUAUGAACCAAAGAAUUCAGAGGUAUGUCAGGAAUACCAGACCCCAGCACCUCGUUGGUACCCAUGAAAUUCAACUUUUCAGCUGCCUUGUGUCAGUUUUAAAAUUCGAAACACAUCAACUACAGAGGUGACAAAAUGUUUGAUAAGAUGCUCCAACACAAACUGUUUGUCCAGCAGAAAGUCCAGGAACAACCCGACUAAAGAUUCAGAUUUCAGAGACGCUCAGAUCAGAUCAGCCUCCUUCUCUCUCACAUUAUGAUGAAAGAAAUAUUUCAGACUUUUUUUUGGCUGCAGAUCAAAUGAAGCAGGAAACUCUGAGUUAACCUCAGUUAUUGUCAACUUCUAUUUUCAUUUUCAGACAUUUUACAGACGAAACAAGUUAUCAGAGAGAACAGCUUACUGAACCGGUCUGAACUGGUCCAAACUGGUUUGUGUCCCCUGUGGGUUUGAAAAGCAGUAACGUUCCUCCUCUCCGCACUGAGGUGUAGUGAAGCAGUAAGGACUUAAUGUUUUCAAUGAACACCACAUCAUUUCAAGCCAGUUUAAAGUCAAGAAAGCUGCUUCCAGAACAACUGGUCCAGUCUGGCCUGGUCCGGUGCGAGGAACCUAUAAAAAAAAAGUCGGAUCAGAGUUGACCUGACUCUGCUUGAUCCAUCGUGUUUCUGAAACGGAACUCAACCUGAUUUAACUUUUACCAUGAACCAAAGCAGAUGGUCUGAUAUCUGACUCUUUUUCUUUUAACUCAGAAACGACUCUUCAGUGUGAAUUGAACGUUGAGAGCCUCAGGUGCUAAAUCAAAAAAAAAAAAAAAAAGUCUGAAUUUCAUCCGUUAUGAUAAAAAAGUUCUGCUUCAUAUUUACAGUCAGUGUCAAUUAACAUUUAUCUAAUUAAAAUAUAAUCAGAUAAAUGUUCCGAUGAUCCGACUCUUCUCUUCAAAGGUUCCUCUGUUCAGUUCAGCUCCAAUUUAAUCUUCAUCCAAACUGUGAAAACAGCCCAACCUCAUCAUCUUCAUCGUCAUCAUCAUCCUCUGGUCUUCGUGUCUUUGAGUCGAUCGAGGCCUCCGUUGUUCUGAUCGACUCGUUUGCUUUAAAACGCCAAACAUUGGUUUCAUGUUUCUUCAGUUUUGUUUUUUUUACUUUUUACUGUGUGAAUCAAAUGUUUAGUACAUGAAUAUAAAGUAACCUUGACCACAACAUGCCUAAUUAUAAAUCAAAUCAUUUAGAUAUAUUCACAUUUAAUGAGAUUACUCUUUACUGUUGAUUCCUCAAAGUAUAUCCUAAUAUAUCGAAGCAGAAAAUGAGUCAAAGAAAAAAAUGGAGUUUAGUAAAUUAACUUUUAAUACUGUACAUUUUUUUUUUUUAAGAGGAGGUACUUAACACGUUCUGUAGUAGAGAAACCUGAAAGGUUUUAUGUGAAGAUCUUUUAUGUUGCAUGUCUCUGUUGCUAAAACAUGUUGGUGGAGGGGGGUGGGGGGGGGGGAGUGAGGCCAAAGGUGGAUUAUAGUUUAGAAAAAUGUGAAGAAG
This is a messenger RNA of Toxotes jaculatrix (banded archerfish), 8674 nucleotides long. RefSeq names its product zinc finger and BTB domain containing 37 (gene zbtb37). Gene Ontology annotation, biological process: regulation of transcription by RNA polymerase II. Gene Ontology annotation, molecular function: DNA-binding transcription factor activity, RNA polymerase II-specific; protein binding; RNA polymerase II cis-regulatory region sequence-specific DNA binding. Bases 1119 to 2774 code for a protein of 551 amino acids. Lineage: Eukaryota; Metazoa; Chordata; Actinopteri; Toxotidae. The transcript is spliced from 6 exons. The record is from RefSeq and is a predicted model, not a curated record.